AUGUUCCAAUUUUGUGAGUAUGGUCUGAGCAAUUCUAAAAUGGACUUGCCUAAUUGUGAUAACCAGCUGGAUGUUGCCGUAAGGAAGACAUCUCUAAGAGAUCUACAGAGUGAUGAUAAAAUGAAAAAGCUGACCUUUGUAAGCUGUUCAUUGUUGAAGGAUAAAGAUGUUGGUCCUGAUUCUAAUAAUGUUUUUGGCUCCAAGAGACUCUUGCCUCAUUUCUCAGUGAAUCACCUUAUUCAACAAUCUAUCGGAAAUAAUGCUGCAAAUGGACAUCUUUUGUAUGCUCGCAGAAAAUCAGAGGCAGAAUUGGGCAAGAGCAUUGCUUGCGAAAAUCCAAGUAUUAAUGCUUAUUGUCGGUAUUUGAGCCAGCUUUGUUGUGAACAGGAGACUGCUCAAAUAAAGCCUCUGAUAAAGGUGCCAAAGGUUUCAUGUUUUCCAACAUUUGCACCUUUUCCAAUGACUUCCUCAAUGAGCUCAUCCAGAAAGCCUUCUGUUCCUAUUUCUCUUGGGAAAUCUCCCCUGAGGCUAUCACCGGUUGAGUCGAAUUAUAUGACAGCUUCUUCUGGCCCUGCCAGUGGUAAUCCAAAGGGAUUGAAAAGUGUGCAUUGGGAGGAGCAAUACCAACACUUGCAGAUGUUUUUAAGGAAACUAGACCAUUCUGACCAAGAGGAAUAUAUCCUAAUUCUUCGAUCACUUUCCUCUGUGGAACUUAGUAGACAUGAGAUAGAGCUAGAGAAGAGAUCAAUUCAGCUAUCACUAGAGGAAGGUAAUGGAAUCUUUUUGCUUAGUUUUUUCUUUUUUCAUUGGGGGCUUGGUUGA
This is a messenger RNA of Arachis duranensis, 822 nucleotides long. RefSeq lists its product as uncharacterized. Lineage: Eukaryota; Viridiplantae; Streptophyta; Magnoliopsida; Fabales; Fabaceae. Bases 1 to 822 code for a protein of 273 amino acids. The record is from RefSeq and is a predicted model, not a curated record. The transcript is spliced from 2 exons.